This is a messenger RNA of Ylistrum balloti, 2496 nucleotides long. RefSeq lists its product as uncharacterized. The transcript is spliced from 9 exons. The record is from RefSeq and is a predicted model, not a curated record. The coding region runs from base 1 to 2496 and encodes 831 amino acids. Lineage: Eukaryota; Metazoa; Mollusca; Bivalvia; Pectinida; Pectinidae. Gene Ontology annotation, biological process: spermatogenesis. Gene Ontology annotation, molecular function: cAMP binding.
AUGCCAGUAGAAAAACUUUCUUUCGCGGAAGCGAAACGAAAGGCAAAUGAAAGGAUCGCAGAGUGGGUAUCAGAGACGAAGGCUGCGGGAAUUGUACGUCUGCAGGAUAGAUAUGGGGACGUUUUCAAGAAGAUGGACUGGCGCGCGGAACAGAGUCCGACGCCGAAAAUGGGAACAAAACUUAAACCCAUGACGAUGCCUGUAAAUUAUAUUACAGGAACAGGUUGCAAGAUGAAAGAAGUGGUUCAGCCUACGCCUGAAAUUCCUCCAAGCAGAAUGGGCAGGCGCUCUCACAAUCAAAGUAGGUGUAAAAGUAGAACAAAGAGUCGACAAACACCUGAAAGAUGUCAGAGUAGCCGGCUGACAUCGGAGAAGCAAUCCGAGUCCAGGAAGCGGUACCGAGAUAGUGCUUCUCUCAUCUAUGGUGAUAACAGAAAUAACAUAAGUUCACGGAUGGCCAGUGCAUGUAGCGAUGCCAUGUCACUCAUAUUGGACGGCCUUCCAAGUGAUUCAUGUGAUCAGAAAACUCAAAUCAACACAGAAUUCAAUGAAAAAAUAAAAGCAGAAAUCAACUUUUUGAGUCUGAAACGCCCUACCUUCAACAGUAAAGCCAAAAGAGGAUACAACUACCAAUAUAAGCCUGUACGCAAAGGUACAAAGAGUCCAGCAUUUUGUGGGAAAAAAACUCAACCGCAGAAAAAGCGAAUGAGUAUUUUCCCAGCAAAUUUUCAAAAGAGGAGGAGAACAAUAAGAUAUGUGGAAAAUGAAAUUCCUUGUUGUGAAAUAGAUGAAUGUGAUGAAGUGAUCUCUACAGAUACGAGUAGUGGGACGUCUGUAAUGGUGGGAUCAGAAGCUAUUCAGAACUCACCUUUGAGGACAUCUGCCACACCUCCCAAAAUCAUCAAUGCAAAACUGAUGCCAUCGUCUGCCAGGCGUAACAGUAAUAGACCAUUUACCCGUGCAUCCAGUAGGAGAUUUGAGAGGUCGAAAACUGGUUUGGCCCUCACAGUGAUUACUGGUGUCAACCGUAAAUCCUCCAGCCUGUCCAGAAGACAUUUAUUGACAAAAUCUGCAUUCAGGAGGUCUGCUUACAAUACCGAUAUCAGUAAAGACUCGACUCCAGACAGCAAAAAAAGGGGGGUAAGCUAUAACAUGAGAAAGAAAAUUGCGUUGAGACGUUUCCGGGUCGUUGUACGAAUGAUCAUGUGUGUGAUGCUGAUUCUGAGAUCUACGGUGAAAACAGUAAAGAAAAAUCUUCACAAGGAAGUCAGUCGCAAGAAAAAGAAAACGAAAGGUUUCAUGGCUUUUGACCCUUCGUACUACAGUUCUGCUACUACUACAUAUGGUUACUUGUCAGAGAAUUCCAGGAUUGCGCUUCAGAAGGUGCCACUGAUACGGACACAGGCAGACAUCAGAGUUCUAACAGAGGUGAUGUGUCGUCUACCCCUGUUUGCUAAAUACUCCAGGAAGGUGAAGGAGGAGCUAGCGAGAUUUGUUUGGUAUGAUAUGUAUGAGGCAGGACGCAUUAUCAUCCGUCAGGGUGACGUGGGGUCCCGUAUGUACUUCCUGGUGUCAGGCACAGUAUCCAUCCAUCGCACGGAGGAGGAUUCUAAGACAGGUGUGAAGGUUAUACAACACCUGAGAGACAUAGAGAUGGGCGCUACCUUUGGAGAACUGGCCCUGAUCCGCAAUAUCUCCAGGACUUAUACUGCUGUCUGUAAAGUGGACUCUGAGUUCCUGAGCGUCGACAAGGAACAGUUUAACAAAGUAUUACGACAAAACUGGGAGGAGAGCUGGCAGAACCGAUACAACUUUCUGACAUCUUCGUCGUAUUUCAACGAGUGGACUAAAGAUCAGCUGCGUCAAACAGCUGAUGUUGCCCUCAUUCAGGAGUUCAACAGUAAUAAGUUGGUAUUUGGCAAUGAAAAUAAACUUACAAACUGGGUCUACUUUAUCCUGAGAGGAAGAUGUCAGGUGGUACAGAAACUCAGCAUGGUACGCAGCAAAUCUCCGUACCAGAGGUCUUGUCUUACACUCCCUGGCACGCAGAAGGCAGAGGAAACUCUGAAGACCUUCUUGGACAAACCUUACGGAAAGAAGCAGCGUCAACUCGCACUUGAUACUCACUACCUCACCAUCACAUCCCUUCAAAAGGGGGACUACUUUGGUGUAGGUGAAAACAUGAAAAAUUGUUACAUAGUGACCACAACAAGAGCAGAUAUCUUGUUGAUAAAUGCAGCCAGUUAUAGUAUCCAUUCAAAACGGGAUGAGUUGGAAAAACUCAGAGCAAAGAGGGAUAAACUAUUGCCAACACUAAAGGAACUGCAUCGACAAUUUGAAGUGAAUCGGCGAUGGUGGGAAUACAAACGAGAUGUUGUAGCGGAGGUUGUACAGCGAAGAUCUAUACCCAACAAUACCAGCAUUAGAGACAUUCCCAGGACCAUUAGAGAGAAUGAAGGUAUUCCAGCAUGCUUGGCCAGGAAUACCAAGUAUUAA